AGUUUCUGCAGACAGAAGGAUUCAUUACAGCUUGUACGUUUCGAUCAGUGAGUAGUGCUAGUAGCAGUGAAAGUAAACACGAAAAGCUCAAAUCGCUUCCAACCAAAUAGACAACAUGGCAGCACGUUCAGCUUACUUUGUGACCGUUUUAGUACUUGCAACGAUCGGUUGGCAGUGUGUUGAGGCACAAAGCAAUCCUUGGCGGCGACAAAACGACAGCUUUGCAACCGAAACGGCCAGCGAUCGUAGCCAACGACUAGGGCUGACAACGGGCUACGGUGGUGUCAAUGGCUACGGUUACUCCAGCACCGGCCUUGGUUCUUACACACCGCUCAAAAUCGAUCUCGGCGGUGUCGUUCUUGGCACACUCGUCGGCAUCGGUGCGCUGCUACUUCUCCCAAAGCUGGUCAAUGUGAUCGGUGGUGGAUAUGGAAGCUCUGGCCAUUACCGUAGCGCGGACAGCGAUCCGACCGGGAUCAGUGAUCUGAUGAACAAGGUUGACGAUUAUCUCGCCCAGAACAACAUCGACUCGGGAGCGUGUAUGCAGAAGGCCGUUUGCAGUUACCUUCGUUCGUCGGAUUACCACGCCCAGGUGGGCACGGCCGAUCAGGUGGAACAUAUGAUCCUGGCCCUGUCAGAAAACUCGAUCAUCGACUACAUGCUGGACGGGACGGCGAUUAAGGAAGCGAUCAAGAAUGGAAAAAUGCAGACCGCUCGAUCGUGCGAUGAAAUCUACUCGACCUGUCCGCUCGACCGUCAAUCUACGCUGAAGCUGUUCAAGAAGAUGUUCCCGAUCGGAAACUAAACCGCACCAGCGUGGCCAAAAAUUAGCGAUCUGCUUUGUCCCACAUAGGACCAUAGCGUCGCCGUGCGCGAAGAAGCUAAUUUGUAACGACGUUUAAAAGUGGUUGUUGCCGAACAGGUCUUCCGACCCAGUUCGUUGGAACUAUUUUUAGCUUUAACCGUGCGUCCCUACCCCCCCGGGGCUUUGUGUACGCUGGAGGAGAUGUUUUCCCUCCCGACGGUAUGGUCCUAUGUGAGACAAACUACGCACAUCGCAUGCAACACGAACAACAACAACAAGCUUGUGCGAAUAACCAUGAAUGGGGGAGCAGCAUCUGUUGAUGCUUCGUGACCCUGGCAGGGAAAACCAAUCUGUUUAGAAUUAGAACCACAGCACCGAGGGGCACCUAGGAGCAGAAGACGAAGCAAAAAACUAAGGCACACCACCUACAAACGGCAUACGCCUUGACUACACGGGGAUCAAUCUUGUAUUUAAGCUAGCUAGUAUUUUUCUCUCACUUUCUUACUGACGAUCGUUCUGUAAGCGAUAUUUGUUCUGCAUUUGUGGGGUUUGCUCUGUCUGUUUUCGGUACGUUGUAAAUAAUAUGUACGACAUUGGAACGUGAGAUCGUUUGAAUAAAAAGGAUAGCAAAACCUGACAGCAAGUCCACUGCACCGUACGGCCUAUUAAACGAUGGUGUAGAUGUUGUUUGUCGGUUACCCACACUAA
Molecule: messenger RNA, 1513 nt
Organism: Anopheles stephensi (Asian malaria mosquito)
Lineage: Eukaryota; Metazoa; Arthropoda; Insecta; Diptera; Culicidae
Gene: Desi
Exons: 3
Coding region: 116-805 (229 amino acids)
Source: RefSeq, a predicted model, not a curated record